Molecule: messenger RNA, 3007 nt
Organism: Xenopus laevis (African clawed frog)
Lineage: Eukaryota; Metazoa; Chordata; Amphibia; Anura; Pipidae
Gene: pcsk7.S
Product: proprotein convertase subtilisin/kexin type 7 S homeolog
Exons: 16
Coding region: 187-2454 (755 amino acids)
Biological process (GO): proteolysis; protein processing
Cellular component (GO): cytoplasm; trans-Golgi network; Golgi membrane
Molecular function (GO): serine-type endopeptidase activity; serine-type peptidase activity
Source: RefSeq, a predicted model, not a curated record
CGGAAGUAAAGAAGUAAGCGCAAGCAAUAGGAAAGGUAGAAGGUGUAUGCACUAUUACUGGAGAGGAGAAAUGGCAAAAUGAGGAGUUGACUUUAACCUGUCAGCGCUUAAGCAGAAUGGGUCAAUUUAUCAGUAUCGGGACCUGAUGAACUUGCUGGACUGCCCCUCAGGGAAUGGGCCAUCAGAAUGUAUACCGUCCCUAUUGCCUUCUUGUGCCUUUGCUGUUAUAUCACUUUCAUUGUCUUCCACUCUCCCUCAACACAUGCUGCCUGCUCUCUGCACAACAAGGAGGAUGUCGGUUCUGGAGAUGAGCUGACCUGGGCUGUGCAUCUGGAUUCUUCUAUUGCCCAUUGGCAAAGGGAGGAGAUGGACGCCUUGGCAGAGGAACUUUCCAAAUCUACAGGGCUAGAGAACCGAGGUGUUAUAGGGGAGCUAAAGGACCAUUACCUGUUUGCCUACAGGGGAAGUACUCAGUGCCAAGAAGAUGCUCGUAAGAAAGCCCAUGAACUUUUUACACAGCAUGAAAGCGUGAGGUGGUAUUCAGAGCAAACACUACUGAAGAGAUCUAAAAGAAGUUUGCACUUUAAUGACCCCAAGUAUCCACAGCAGUGGCACUUGCACAAUGGCCGAAAUCCUGGAAUGGAUAUUAAUGUUACCGGUGUGUGGGAGAGAAAUGUGACUGGUCGUGGGGUCACUGUGGUGGUUGUGGAUGAUGGAGUCCAACACACUAUCCAAGACAUCCAGCCAAAUUAUAGCCCUGAGGGGAGUUAUGAUAUAAACUCUAAUGACCCAGACCCAAUGCCGCACCCUGAUGGUGGCAGUGACAACCGACACGGGACUCGAUGUGCUGGGGAAAUUGCCGCAGUUCCCAAUAAUAGUUUCUGUGCAGUUGGUGUGGCCUUUGGGAGCCGGAUUGCAGGAAUCCGUGUCCUUGAUGGGCCCCUUACAGACAGCAUGGAAGCUAUUGCAUUCAACAAGCACUAUCAGAUCAAUGAUAUCUACAGCUGCAGCUGGGGUCCUGACGAUGAUGGUAAAACAGUUGAUGGCCCUCAUCAACUAGGAAAGGCCGCACUGCAGCAUGGAGUAAUUGCUGGACGGAAGGGAUUUGGGAGUAUUUUUGUGGUUGCCAGUGGUAAUGGAGGCCAAUAUAAUGAUAACUGUAACUACGAUGGAUACGCUAACUCCAUCUACACUGUUACCAUAGGUGCCGUUAAUGAAGUGGGUAAAAUGCCAUUCUAUGCAGAGGAGUGUGCAUCAAUGUUAGCAGUGACCUUUAGUAGCGGUGACAAAUUAAUGAGAAGUAUUGUGACAUCUGACUGGAAUCUGCAGAAAGGGACGGGAUGCACCGAAGGUCACACGGGGACUUCUGCAGCUGCGCCUAUUGCAGCAGGGAUGAUAGCUUUGAUGUUGCAGGUCCGGCCAUGCUUGACCUGGAGAGAUGUCCAGCAUAUAAUUGUGUUCACAGCUACCAAGUAUGAAGAUCGUCAUGCAGCCUGGCAAACAAAUGGAGCUGGCUUUAGCCAUAGUCAUCAGCAUGGAUUUGGCCUGUUAAAUGCUUGGCGUCUCACAAAUGCAGCUAUGGUAUGGGAAUCGGUACCCUAUUUAGCUUCCUAUAUCAGUCCUGUAUUUAAAGAGAACAAACCUAUCCCUCUAGUGCCCAAUACACUUGAAGUAUACUGGAAUGUGACUGCUGCUGACCUCCACCUCUCUGGAAUGAAGACACUAGAACACGUGGCAGUAACCAUUACUGUUGCGCAUCCACGCCGUGGAAAUCUAGAGAUUCGUCUAUUUUGUCCAAGUGGAAUGUCCUCACUUAUUGGAGCCACUCGUAGGAUUGACAUGGACCCAAAUGGUUUCUCAGACUGGACAUUUUCGACAGUGCGAUGCUGGGGAGAGAGUGCAGAAGGAACUUACAGAAUGGUGGUUAGUGAUAUAGGUGAUGAGUCUCUUCCACCUGGUAUUUUAAAGCAAUGGCAAUUAACACUUUAUGGAUCCUCCUGGGCCUCUGAAGAUGUAGCAGAAAGAAGGAGGGUGGUUGAAGAUGCACAAAGUGGUAAAUUUCUAAACAGUAGCUUUUCUCUGCCUUGUCCUCCCGGCCUUGUGAUCGCUGAACAAGAAGGCUAUGUCAUCACCAACAACACACUUCGGACAUUGUUGCUCUUGGGCUGUUUUGCUGUAUUCUGGUCCCUCUAUUACACAUUGGAGCUGCACUGCUCUCGGGGUUCUAGCGAUGGGGAUUUGGAUCUGAGCUGUGACGGAACAAGCUGCAGGUGGUCCUGUUCCCGGGGAACCCCAAGUCCACAAGAUCUUGAGGCGGGCAGUGAGUCAGUGCCAUUGUUUAGUGUGGAGCAAGAGGAAGAAAAUGAGGUCACUUCACCCCACAUGUACCAUAGCUCAAAGUCAAGCAGAACACAAAGUCCUACAGAUCUCAGAGACUCGACUUCUGCGCUAUAACUAUGGAAAGGCUGGGGCACACAGGAUGCCUGUGACCCGGAUAUAACUGAAUGUGGCAUAAUGAAUGUUGAAUGUAAAAUUAUGGAUGUGAUGGAAGUCUCAGAAAUAUACUUGUUUUUAUAUUCUUUUUCAAAAUGGUGACGCCACAAUGGCUAUGAAGUGUACACGGUCUUAUAAGUAAUCUUGCAAUGGUACAUGCCUUGCCUUCCAUUAAUAUGCCAUUCAGCAUCUCUUCGUGCAAGAAGUGGAAGGUGGCUGUGCUUUGACUGAGAUCUUGCUCAGUUGAAGAGUUUGUACAAAAAUCAGCCUCCAAUAUCUAAUUUGUCUCUUAAUUUAUGUCUUGUGAAAAUUGGUUAUAUUUGCACAUGAGAAUUAUCAGAAUUCGAAAUAUCUGCCAAGAGCCUGAUAAUACCUUAUUAAGAUGCCCUGUUCACUUAAAGGGGUGGUUCACCUUUAAGUUAACUUUUAGUAUGUAAUAGAAUGGCCAAUUCUAAGCAACUUUUCCAUUGGUUUUCAUUAUUUCUUUAUAAUUAUUUGCCUUCUUCUUCUGACU